This is a messenger RNA of Gossypium raimondii (Peruvian cotton), 539 nucleotides long. Its product is annotated as light-harvesting complex-like protein OHP1, chloroplastic. The record is from RefSeq and is a predicted model, not a curated record. The coding region runs from base 26 to 361 and encodes 111 amino acids. NCBI's taxonomy places the organism in Eukaryota, Viridiplantae, Streptophyta, Magnoliopsida, Malvales, Malvaceae. The transcript has 3 exons.
AGCUCAAGCUUUGGCUUUGGUUGCAAUGGCUACUGCUUCACUCAUUUCCUCCCCAUCACUUCUUCCAACUAAGCCCUUAACAAUUCAUCGCCAAAAUCAGAAUCAUUACACGACAGCCUUCAGAAAUCGUGCAUCCUUCAAGCUUCUAGCUGCCAAGCUUCCUGCUGGUGUUGAAGUGCCAAAAGUAGAGCCAAAAUUCAAAGCACCUUUUCUUGGAUUUACGAGGACAGCUGAGAUAUGGAAUUCUAGGGCCUGUAUGAUUGGCAUAAUUGGUGUUUUCAUUGUAGAACUGAUUAUAAACAAAGGAAUACUUCAGACGAUCGGGGUAGAUGUUGGCAAAGGUCUUGAUAUUCCUCUCUAAAGAUUCAACCCAGGAGACAAGCACCAUAGCUCUAUCUAUAUGCCGCUUUAUUGGGAACAAGUAAACAUAUUUUGUUGUAUUAAAAAUCACAACUCAUUAUGUAUUUCAUUUCUCAACUCUGUAACACUUUUGACUAUCGUAUUUGUUAUACAAAUAAUAUAAAACGUGCCACGUAAAA